This is a messenger RNA of Melampsora larici-populina 98AG31, 1794 nucleotides long. RefSeq lists its product as uncharacterized. The record is from RefSeq and is a predicted model, not a curated record. NCBI's taxonomy places the organism in Eukaryota, Fungi, Basidiomycota, Pucciniomycetes, Pucciniales, Melampsoraceae. The coding region runs from base 1 to 1794 and encodes 597 amino acids. The transcript is spliced from 3 exons.
AUGAUCGAGCUUAUUACAAACUGGUUUAAAGAACAUUUAAAAGUUUUAAAAAAAUCAAAAUUCAUUAAACGGUUCAAACAGAACUCCAUCUUAUUGAAAUCUUUUUUAACUGAUCAACUUCAAUUAAAUUUGAUUCCAAUCACUAAAAAAACUUAUCAAGAUCAAAUCAAUCCUGUUUUCCUUAAACACAUUAAACCUAGAUUCAUUGAACUUAAGAAAAAGGUCUUUGAACAUCAAGUUUGGUUUAAAUCAAAAGAAACCAUUCAAGUUUGGUACGAAACUCAUUUGAUCAAGACCUUUCAUCAUCUUAUGGAUGUUUAUGUAAGACCUCAAGUUCAAAAGAUUUUAACCAAAUUAAAUGAAUAUCGAGAAAGAAAACAAACGAAAGUAGAAGUAGAAGAUUUUAAAGAUGAAAAGAAGUCUAAGGAUGAAGAAGUUCAAGAAGAAUCAGUUGGUCAAGAACCGGUUGAAGUUGUGCCAGAGGAAAGUCAACUUGAGGAGCCGGUCGUAGUGGUUGAUGAAGAAGUGAUAGUUGAAGAACCUGUGGUAGUUAUUCAGGAGGAGAUAGUUGAAAAGCCAGCUGUAGUUAUUGAUGAGCAAGAAAUGAUUGAAGAACCUGUUAAAAUCGAUGAAGAGCCCAAGAUCACUGAAGAACCAACUGUAGUCAUUCAAGAAGAAGAUCUCAUCGAAGAACCUGAUGUGAUGAUCCAGGAAGCACAGUCAGAGGUGUUUGAAGAGCCAGAAGUGACGAUCGAAGAACAGUCUACGAUCUUCGAAGCUGAUGUGAUCGACGUACCACCAGUUGUCAGCGAAGAAGAACCCGUGGUGGUUGAAGACUUGCCUGUUGCAGUCAAAGAAUCAGCAGAAACGGUAGAAGAACCAGCGGUAUUAGUCAAGGAAUCACCAGUCCCAGUCAAGGAACAGCCGGUAGUAGCCGAGGAACCACCAGUAUCGAACGAACAGGAAUCUCCAACGGUGAUCGAAGAAGAAACAACAGCGAACGAAAAAGAACAAGCGGUCAAUGAAGAAGAGACAGUUCGAAUUGAUACAGAACCUAGAGUUUCAGACGAUCAGUCGGUGAAGAUAGAUCAUCUUGAAUCGAAUGAAGGAUCAUCGCCUGUAUUGGAAGUGAAACAGAUGACUGAAUCGGAAAAGGAAAAGAAUACUGAAGAUCUACUUGCAGAUGAUCUCGAUGAAUUUCUUGAGUUGAUAAAAGAUGAAGAAGAACAAGAAAAACUAAAACCUACAAAAGAAGAAGAAUCGACUCAAAGAAAGAAAAGAAGAACGACCGAAGAAACCGCCAGUGAUCGGAUCGAAUUAGAAACCUAUCGAGAAGUAGGGUAUUCGAAAAUGAAAGAACUAGAAGAAAUCCAACUAAAGAAACUAAUAGAAUUAAUUAAUUUAAAACGAAACGAAGAGAAUCUAAAAGAGUUGAAUGAAAUCAUCAAUGAAAAAAGAAUUGAAACGAUUCGAAUCGAAAGAGAAAAGUUGAUUAAAAAAUUAAAGAAAUGGUUUGAAAAGAAUGAAAAGGUUGAAUUGAAAUCGAUGGAAUCAAAGUUUGAAGAAAUCGAAUUGAUCAUAAAGAAAUCUAAAGAAAAGUUUAAGUUGAAGGUGAUUGAGAUCGAAUUGAAUAGGAUUAAAGAGUUUGAGAUUGAUCAGUUGAAGGAAGAGAUGAAGGUUUUGGAAACGGUUUGGGUUCCUUUACAGGAUUAUGUGGUUCAGGUUCAGGCUGUGCUUGGACCUGGCUUUACUUGGUUAGAAGAUGUGACCUAUAAAGAUUGGGAAAGUAAGUGA